Messenger RNA from Fusarium pseudograminearum CS3096, 294 nucleotides. RefSeq lists its product as uncharacterized. The record is from RefSeq and is a predicted model, not a curated record. The coding region runs from base 1 to 294 and encodes 97 amino acids. Lineage: Eukaryota; Fungi; Ascomycota; Sordariomycetes; Hypocreales; Nectriaceae. The transcript is spliced from 2 exons.
AUGGAUAUCGCCAUUGAUAACACCGCGACUGUCCAAGUCAUAAGACAGCAGCUCGAGUCCAACAUCAAAGUCCUAUACCCUUACGAGACUGGAAUAAUGGUUGCUUUCUGUCGUCGCGAUGGUGGACUCUACGAAGCUUCGCUUAUCAAGUUAGAAGGCACUCGGACAGCAGUCUUGCAUCGAAGCGAUGAAUAUGGUGAAAUGGAAGAGGCCCUGCGAGAGCUUUUGGAGCAUACCAUGACUGAACUUCACCUCAAGAUACGGGUAGAUAACCCCGACCUUGCAUAUUAUUAG